Ipomoea nil (Japanese morning glory) is the source of this 618-nucleotide messenger RNA. Its product is annotated as protein TIFY 3-like. The coding region runs from base 194 to 595 and encodes 133 amino acids. Gene Ontology annotation, biological process: response to wounding; regulation of defense response; regulation of jasmonic acid mediated signaling pathway. The transcript is spliced from 4 exons. NCBI's taxonomy places the organism in Eukaryota, Viridiplantae, Streptophyta, Magnoliopsida, Solanales, Convolvulaceae. The record is from RefSeq and is a predicted model, not a curated record. Gene Ontology annotation, cellular component: nucleus.
CACGGCCCAUGUAAGAACCGGCUUUCAGCUUCGAAAUCAUCGGAGAUCGGUAGAUGCCUGCCGCCGGCGUUAUCUAAUAACACUUCUCUCCCACUUCACAGAAUCACAGCCGUUAAUUACUUCCAAGCUAAACCUCUUCCCACAGGUUUUGAUCGAUCGGAAGUUUUCGUCGUCGGAGAAAUUAAAUCUGAACAUGUCCCCGCCGGCCGGCAAGAAAAUGACUGCAGGUUUCAGGCCGCCUUCCAUGCGGGAGCGAGCAGUGAGUUCAUCGCCGGAAACUGCCGCCGCCGCCGCAGCGCAGCUUACAAUCUUUUAUGGUGGCAGCGUACAUGUUUAUGAUAACGUUCCUGCUGAUAAGGCGCAGGCGAUAAUGUUGUUAGCAGGGGAGAGUUGUUUGCCAGCUGCGGCGGCUAUGGCGGCGGUGGAAGUGGCAAAACAUCCUCAGCUGUCUCGACCGCAGCAGUACUACGCCGGAAAAUUUCCAACAGAGUUACCAAUUGUAAGACGGAACUCGUUGAGGCAAUUUUUGGAGAAACGAAAGAAUAGGAAGAUAAACAAUGGCCUUCAUGCAUCUUCUUCCACGGAAAGUCAUUAGCAAUCACGAACCAAAACUUCUCU